Messenger RNA from Lindgomyces ingoldianus, 1455 nucleotides. RefSeq lists its product as uncharacterized. The annotation marks the transcript as partial. NCBI's taxonomy places the organism in Eukaryota, Fungi, Ascomycota, Dothideomycetes, Pleosporales, Lindgomycetaceae. The transcript has a single exon. The record is from RefSeq and is a predicted model, not a curated record.
GACAGGAACCUUGGUUGGAAUAUUGAGUACGCUACUGCUUUUUUGGUCAAUCAUCUCGACGAGGCCAACUCUCCAGAUGUUGCAGAUACUCUCAAGAAGGUUCGAAUAUUCGCUGAAAGAAUCACCAAGGAGGGACAUUCUCGGGACGUUGCGUAUCGAGUCUUCAACAAGCUUGACGAGAUUCUAUUCGCCGGCCACUUGAAGGACGCCGUCUUCCUAGGUAUCAGGAGCAUACAACGCGAUGUAUCUGGAGUCACCUUCAACCCUGGGCAGAGCCCGAACAAGCGAGUCCAUCGCAUUUCUAUCAUUUUGAAUGCCGAUCUGCAUCAAUAUGCAAGUUCAAAGUUUAUCAUUGCUAGCCUCAUCCACCACAUGAUUCACGCCUAUUUUCUAGUUGCAUGUGGUCCGCAAGAAGAGAAGGAGGUGGACUAUGGCCGUCUCGCACAUGGCGUGCACUUCGGCAAAAUCAUGCACACCAUCAAGAAUUUAUCUGGCGCCAAAGCCAGGCCUCUUCCACUGGGAUUCGGACACCCACUUCCUCGAGGGCUCUAUGAUAAUUACCAUACCCGCCACCGAUUCACUUCCAAAUGGUUCUGCACACACUGCUACUCCGACAUCGACCCAAUCCUAGAAACGGAAGUCGAUGACUGGUACAAAACAUACUGCCUCCCAACCCUCGAGCUCCCAGAGUCCGCACAGAAGUCGACCAUCCUGAUCUACAACCCCAAAUCCAAAGACGCUGACAAUCUCGAAGAAAUCCCCCGCGCACAAACAACCCCCUCCGCUGAUGCUGUAGAAUUUGUCUUCGAUGAAAAAUGCAUCCAAAUCCCGCGAGACAAAAUCGAUGCUUAUUCCUCCAUCCGCAGAGCUUUUAACGCCUCUCGAUUCCUCGCUAUCCCAGAAGAUGUGCAAAGGGAGACAUUCAUGGCACUGCUCGAACUCCUGUACACCGGAUCAUAUUCACCUGAUAUCGUCCCUGUAACCACACCGGGGAGGAAGGGGCCACCGGUUAUCAAACCCCCGCAUAGAGACUCCCAGCCGUUUCUCUUGACUGAUAUCCGGAUCUUCAAACUCGCAAACGCGCUAGCGUUCGACGACGUCAAAGGAAUCGCGAUUCAAAGACUCAAGGCACAGUGUAUUACGCGCGAAGACCCGAUUACUGUGCUUAGGGAGAUAUAUGAUGGAUGCGGGGAACCAGAUCCUAGCUUAAGGUCUUGGGCGAGGAAGUUUUUGGCUCAGCGACCAGGGAGGGGGAGCGAUGGGUGGGAUGGUAUGGGUGUGGGUAUAGGGUUUGCAACUGCAAGUGGAGCCGGCGGAGGGAGACCAGAGGCACCGAAUUUAAUUAAGCUGGAACGAGAGAUGGUAUUCCGAGACCGAUUUCUGAAUUUGAUCGAUCAGAGUGGGGCGGCACAUAUUGAUGUUCUCAAGGUUAGGGAGGCGUUAGGGGGUUUGGGA